AUGCAAGGAUGGCGUAUGAGUAUGGAAGAUGAACAUAUUUGUUGUUUAGAACUAAAGCCUAACAUGACCACUACCACGGAUUUUAAAGACCAUGUUGCGUUUUAUGCUGUUUUUGAUGGCCAUGGCGGCUCCUCUAUUGCUGAAUUUAGUGGGGAUAAUGUUGCCAAGAUUUUAAGUAAAGAAGAGGCAUUUUUAAAACAGGAUUAUGUGCAAAGUUUAAUUGAUUGUUUCUUACAUACAGAUGAAGAAAUUUUAAAGGACCAAAUUUUAAAAAUGGAUCAUUCUGGUUGUACAGCAACCACUAUUUUGAUUAGCAAGUUGCAAAAUAGAAUUAUAUGUGCCAAUAGUGGUGAUAGUAGAACUGUUUUAAGUAGUUCUGGAUUGGCUAAAAACUUAUCGUAUGAUCAUAAACCAACCAAUGCUGGAGAAAGAGCUCGUAUCUAUAAUGCUGGAGGGUUUGUAGAAAUGAGCAGAGUUAACGGUAACUUGGCAUUAAGUCGUGCUAUUGGUGAUUUUGAAUUCAAACAAAAUGCUGAUUUGCCACCGGAGGAACAAAUUGUUACUGUUUAUCCUGAUAUUUUAGAACAUUCCAUAAAUCCAGAACAAGAUGAGUUUGUUAUAUUAGCUUGUGAUGGUAUAUGGGACUGUCUAAGCAGCCAAGAAUGUGUAGAUUUGAUUCAUUAUGGUAUUGUUUAUGAUGAUAGUUUGAAAUCUUUGGAAGAUAUUUCUUCCAAGAUUGUUGAUGUUUGUUGUUCUCCAGAUGCCGGUGGACAAGGUAUUGGGUGUGAUAAUAUGAGUAUGAUGAUUGUAGCAUUAUUGAAAGACGGAGAGAGUGUGGAUGCUUGGUUUACUAGAAUUAAAGAAAAGCAUUUUAAUGGUACUUCUGAUAGCGAUGAACUAAAGCAGCGUAUACUCCCAGAUGGUACCAGUUUUGUGAACGCUAGAAAAAAGAUUUUUAGUUAUUAUGAUUUUGAAGAUGAAGAUGACGAAGAAAAUGAUGAAAGUACCGUUUUUCAAAUAACCAAUCCAAAAAAUGAUGCUAGUGGUAAUAUUGGCGGUCUUUGCAGAGGUAGCAAUGCUGGUCUAUUUUCCAGUAAUAGAAGAGCUAUUUUAGAAGAUGAUGAUGAGGAAGAAGACAAAAAAGCGGUUUCUACUGUUAAGGGCUCCAAGUAUGGAUCAAAGGAUGGUAAGACCAAAACAAAGGGAGAAGAAGAUGAAGAGGAAGAAGAAGAAGAGGAAGAUGACGAAGCAAAUGAACAUAGUCCAUUUACUCGCUCAAAUGAUGGCAAAAUUGUUUUAAAUUUGGAUGAUUUUUUGCAACAAAAUGGUAGUUUGACCAGAGAUGAAAAUGGUAUGACUUAUAUUCAAGGGCAUUUAUUAUCUGAAGUUCUGGAGUCAUUAGUAGGCGGUACUGCUUCUGGUAAAGACAAAGUCGCUGAGAAACCUGGCCAAGAGACUGAAGAGGAUAAGUCGAAAAGUAAAAUUGAAGAAAUUAAAGAAGAUGGAGAUAAAUAA
Messenger RNA from Saccharomycodes ludwigii, 1515 nucleotides. RefSeq names its product type 2C protein phosphatase PTC2 (gene PTC2). The transcript has a single exon. Gene Ontology annotation, molecular function: protein serine/threonine phosphatase activity; cation binding. Gene Ontology annotation, biological process: protein dephosphorylation. Lineage: Eukaryota; Fungi; Ascomycota; Saccharomycetes; Saccharomycodales; Saccharomycodaceae. The record is from RefSeq and is a predicted model, not a curated record. Bases 1 to 1515 code for a protein of 504 amino acids.